UGAUCGCCGGUCCGCUGUCUCCCUCAGACACAGCGGAUCACGGAAAGAGCUGAAGAUGUCGGCUCGGUCAUGUGAUCAGCUGUGUCCAAUCACAGCUGAUCACAUGGGACAUGUACACUGAUCAUCAGGGUACUGAUGAUCAGUGUGCCCUGAUGAUCAGUGUGGCCCCAGAAGUGCCACCUGUCAGUGCUCAUCAGUGCCACGUGCCAGUGCCCAUCAGUGCCACAUCAAUGCCACAUAUCAGUGCCCAUCUGAGCUGCCUUUCAAUGUCACCCAUCAGUGCCAGUCAGUGCCACCUAUCAAUGCCAAUCGGUGCCACCUAUUAGUGCUGCCAAUCAGUGCCACCUAUCAGUGCCAGUCAGUGCCACCUAACAGUGCCAGUCAGUGCCGCCUAACAGUGCCAGUCAGUGCUGCCUAACAGUG
This is a messenger RNA of Staurois parvus, 423 nucleotides long. The record is from the annotation of a GenBank genome assembly. Lineage: Eukaryota; Metazoa; Chordata; Amphibia; Anura; Ranidae.